Messenger RNA from Vespula pensylvanica (western yellowjacket), 10132 nucleotides. It is a transcript of the gene hyd, whose product is annotated as E3 ubiquitin-protein ligase hyd. Gene Ontology annotation, cellular component: nucleus. The transcript is spliced from 25 exons. Gene Ontology annotation, molecular function: zinc ion binding; RNA binding; ubiquitin-protein transferase activity. The coding region runs from base 329 to 8890 and encodes 2853 amino acids. Lineage: Eukaryota; Metazoa; Arthropoda; Insecta; Hymenoptera; Vespidae. The record is from RefSeq and is a predicted model, not a curated record. Gene Ontology annotation, biological process: protein polyubiquitination; regulation of double-strand break repair; DNA damage response.
GUAACAUCAUAAUCAUUGGAUGUAUACGCGCCGAGCGGAACUUAUACGAUAUUAUUUACAUUAAGUAUAAACGGCUUUUUUUUCAUUCGGAUAAAAAAGAAAAGAUAAUACUUCGUUGGUUCUUCAUAAGUAAUUGCAUCAGAUAAUCUUCAGUGUAUUUGAGAAUACAUCAAAAGAGAGUACGGCCAUAUUACUUUUAGGAACGCAGAACUGGAUGUUUCCUUCAGAAACAUGGCUGAAGAACAUCGUUUCGCUGGUGUAGUGAAAUUCUGUGUACACAAGUUUUAAGAUAUAUUUCGGCUAGAAAAGCGUACGAUAAUAAGCUAAAAUGACCUCGAUACACUUUGUCGUUCAUCCUUUACCGGGUACCGAUGAUCAACUUAAUGAUAGGUUGAAAGAAGUUGCAGAGAAGAUCAAUAGGUAUGGGUAUGUUACACCGCCUGCAUUUAAUGGAUUAAAAGUUUCCAUAAAGCGUAUUGUGGUUGGGCCAACUCAUAUAGCAUUACUCACAGAGGACAACAGAAUAUGUCGUGUUGCAUUUACAGUAUUGUCUGACCGACUGGAUUUAAGUAAAAAUGAACCUAACAGAAAUACAACCAAAAGUCAUGUUGGAAAUUCUAACUCUGCUCCAAGUGGUAGCGGAAGUAGUGGAAGUGGUAGUAGAGCAGGUAUUUCUCGUUCAAGGGCAAGAAUCAUGAGAAGCAGUUCUGCUAUUCGAGGUGGUAGUAAUAGCGGAAGUAGUGGUGGCAGUGGUAGAAUAGGACCUCCAGGAGUGAUCAUGGGAAGUGGAAGUGGUAACAGCUCGCGUCCUAUUGCUUCAGUUCCUGCUCCAUUUGUACCAGAAGAUUUGAUAUCUCAAGCUCAAGUAGUACUACAAGGAAAAAGUCGUAAUUUAAUUAUCAGAGAAUUACAGCGUACAAAUUUAGAUGUGAACUUAGCAGUGAAUAAUCUUUUAUCACGAGAUGAUGAAGAAGGCGAUGAUGCUGAUGAUGCAGCAGAUAGUUAUGUACCAGAAGAUCUUAUAUCCUUAUUAGAUGGAGGCUUUAGUAAUGAACAUUCUGUUAUAAUUGAUGCAGACUCUAUGUUUUCUGAGGAUAUGUUUGGCUAUGCAGGCAUAAGACAUCGUGGAAGUUCUUCGCGAAGACUCGGUAAUGACAGAGAAGGGGAACGUUCGUCUGAACGUGAUAGAGAUCGUGAUAGUUUUAGUAGAUGGAGAGAUCGUCAAUAUUAUGGACCACGACGUUGGUUAGAAACUGCUUUAAAAGAUUCUUGGGAAAAAGAUCCUGAUAACAAGAAAAAAGAGUUAGCUUCUCAAAGUCCUUUGUGGAUAUCAGAAGAACUGGAAUGGUGGCACGAACGUAGUAACGAACCUGCACCACGUUAUGUUCAAAUUGCUGCUCUUUACAGCGAAUUGAUAGCUGUUUCCACUUCCGGACAAUUGUAUCAAUGGAAAUGGUCUGAUCCUGAACCUUACAAGCAUUUAGAGAAUCCAAAUGUUCAUCAUCCAAAAACUAUACCACUAGCAUUAAUGACAGAAAAAAUAGUUAAUAUAUCAGCAACAGCAAUUCGAUGUUCUGUUAGUACAGAAAGUGGUAAAGUAGCUACGUGGCUAGACGAACUUUUGGGACAUGUUGCCUCUCGUCUGGAACACCCAGCACAGGCUUUUACUGAAUUUACAUUGGACAAAAUUGUAUCACUUCAUACAUGUGCAUUAUAUACUGUAGCAAAACUUGAAAGUGGUGCAUUGUAUUGGUGGGGAGUUUUGCCAUUUUCUCAACGUAAAAAAUUGUGGGAGAAAUAUAAAGCAAAAUCACGCAAACAUAGACCAUCCACAGUGAUAUCAAAUGACAUCAGUUACGGUACACACGUUUGCAUGAAAAACAGUCCGAUGUAUCAACCUGGUGCAAUAGGAUUUACAAUAGCCAAUGGGGUACCAAAAGUAGGACAAUUGUUAUCAGCAGCUUGGAAUUUAGACGCAACUUGCAGAUUUAAAAUAUUACCAGCUGGAUCACAUUUACCUAAUUCGAAUUUUGAUAAACGCGAAUCGAAUGGAAAUGGAAAUACUUCAAUAAAUAAGUCAAAUCAUAAAGAAACAGCUGAUCGGCUCGAUAUGCCACCACCUCCAUCGCCUGCUUCCAGCACAUGUAGCGACACAGGUAGCAUCACAACGAGCCAUAAAAGACAAAAACGUUUAACGCCUCGAAACGAAGGAGAAACUGAACGAAAGGAUGAAGAAGAUUGGCAAUUGAAAGACGUGGUUUUUGUAGAAGAUGUCAAAACCGUUCCUAUUGGAAAAGUUAUUAAAGUUGAUGGCUGCUAUGUAGCAGUUAAAUUCUUUUCAAAAGAUUCGAAAGAGAAGGAAAAAGAGACUAAAGAAAAAGAUUUCAGUACAUCUGACUUUAAAGAUUUGACGGCUGAAGAAUUGAUCAAAUUAUUAGCCGAUUGCAGGCUUUUAAGAAAAGAUGAAUUGCAAGUUAUUAAAUCGUCAAUGAAUCCAAGAGCACCCGAUUGUUUCCAACGUACUCCUAGAAGAGUUAAUAUAGUAGAGGGCUCGAGUGAUAAUCUUUUAACUAUAGCAACUGAUGGACAAGGCAUUCAUGCUAUAUUAAAAAGUGGGAAUAAGUUGAGCUAUGUUGUGUAUAAUUUAAGUACAGGAAGAUAUGUUCAAGAUUGUUAUAUCCCUUCGGAUAUUAAUGCUUUCUUGGGAUUACAGCCACAAAAUAUUAAUCUAACAAGUGCUGGAGAAAAUAUUGAAUGUUCCAUGAUACUUAGAGAUGGAAACAACACAAUUUAUCCAAUAGCAAAAGAUUGUGCUGAUGCCAUUAGAGAUCCAAAUUGGUUAGACUUACUCCCAGUAGUUUGCAUUGGAACAUCGACUAUUCCCAUACCAAGUUGCUCCAAUUCAACAAAUCUCAAGAAUCAAGUUGCAGUGAUUGCAUUGGCCUUUGACAAUCUUCUAUUAAUGUCACGUAUACUGAGAUGCGAUUACGAUAGCGUAAAACAAGUAUUUUGUAAUUUAGAACAAGAUCUUAAGGGUAAUAUGGCUCAAAUACAAUCAAUACUGUUAGAACGUUGUGAUGGUAAUCGAAAUAUCCUUCAUGCUUGUGUUACUAUGUGUGCACCAACUUCUAAUAAGAAAAGCGAUAAAGAUAUUGGAUAUGCAUUGGUGUCAAAUGCAGUAGAUGGUACCUCAGCACCUAUUGAAGAACCAAUACCAACUUUGAGUUGGCCACCUGAGGCAUUCGACAAUACAUCCGGAGAAGAAGACAGUUUGCUUAGCAUAGGUGCUGCUAGUAUUUCUAUGAUGAAUAAACCUAAUAUAGGAGCAGCAUCCAAUAAUACGUAUAUUGUAGAUUCCGUUGAAAGAAGGAAUAAUGCGCUGCUAAUACUGAAGUACAUGUGCGAAAGUAAUGUAUUAGCUCCUUACUUGAAAGAAUUACUUACAGCAAAGGAUGCUCAAGGACAAACGCCAUUAAUGCUUGCAGUAUCUGUUCGUGCAUAUCAUGCAGCUUUAAUUUUAUUAGAUACUAUUCAAAAAGUUGGUAGAGAUUCCAAAGAAUGUUCAGCAAUGAUUCUACCUCCUGAUGCUAAUCCAGAUUUAUCUCCUUUAUUCGUGACUUGCUGUAAUGAUACUUGCAGCUUUACCUGGACUGGCGCAGAUCAUAUCAAUCAGGACAUAUUUGAGUGUAGAACAUGCGGUUUAACAGGAUCGUUAUGUUGUUGCACCGAAUGUGCUCGCGUUUGCCAUAGGGGACACGAUUGCAAACUUAAAAGGACAUCACCAACAGCAUAUUGCGAUUGUUGGGAAAAGUGUAAAUGUCGUGCACUUAUCGCUGGCUAUCAAGUUGCUCGUUAUGAUCUCUUGUGUCGACUUGUAGUCAACACUGAUCUUGCAACAAAAAUUAAUUCACGAGGAGAAUGUAUUUUAUUAUUUUUGGCUCAGACAGUAGGAAGACAAUUCAUAGAACAGCGUCAAUUUAGACCAGCAACUCGGCCUCGAUCGACAUCUGCGAGUCGUAAAGCACCAUCAUCGGAUGGAUUAGGUGCUGAUUCUGAUAUGCCAGAUCAUGAUUUAGAACCACCUCGUUUUAGUCGAAAUGCUCUUGAAAGAUUAUUAAAUGACUGGUCAGCAGUUCAAUGUAUGAUUAUGUCAGGAGUAUCCGAAAAUGGUAAUGAACAGUUAUUUGGAGAUCAAGGACAAUUAUGUCGUCAAAGUGGUACAGCAUUACUGGAUAAAUUCACCCAUCUGUUACUUGUUAAAUGCAGCACAGAGAUGCUUGAUACUUUGCUUACUACUCUUAUAAGAGAAUUGCAAAAUGAUUCUAUACCUGGACGUCAAGAAGAAGCGAACAAUGUUGCUCGACGAUUUGUAAGAUCUGUAGCUCGAAUAUUCGUAAUAUUUACUAUCGAAAUGGCGCCUAAUACAGCAAAAAGGAAAAGUGCAAGUCAAGCUUCUCAACCUUUGAUGAAAUGUCGCAAAGUUUUUCAAGCUUUAAUUAAAUUGGCAGUCGAAGAAUUAUGCGAAACUGCAGAUUCAUUGAUAGCCCCGGUACGAUUAGGCGUUGCGCGACCAACAGCACCAUUUACGUUAACAAGUUCCGCAGUCGAAGUAAUAAAUGGAUCUGAAGAAUUGUUUUCUAUAGAACCAUUAAUACCUCACAGUGGAGUUAGUUCUCAAACUUUAGAUGGUGGUUUGCAAACGCAACAAGUAAAUAAUAACAUAACUAUUGCAAGAGAUGUAUCUGCAAUGGAUGAAGUUGAAGGUGGAGAAGGUAAUAAUUGUGUUAUGAUAAUAACAAUUAAAGUAUUUAUAAUGGUAUGCUUUUUUAAAGAUGUCCCUAUGGAUAUGGAUGGAGAUAUAAGUGAACACGACGAAUCAGGUGUUUCUGGUACCGUUGCCGGUCAACCGCUUGGCGAAGUUGAUAGCAACGCAGGUGGUGUUGGAGAAGAACAAGCAGGAGAUGGAGAAUCUGAUACGGAAUUAGAUCUAUUAGCUGAAGCGGAAACUGAAUCGGAUUCAGACGAUAAUCACAGUAAUCAAGAUGCGGCAUCGGCUCAAAGAAGUGUUCAAACUGGAGCUACUGCAGGUUCUGAUGGUGGUAUGGGAUCGAUAUUACUGUUUCCCGAAGAUGAGUCUGGUGAAUCCAGUCAACAGGAAGACGAUGAAAGUGAAGCAGGUGAAACAGACGAACAAGAUAAUGAAGACUUUCAAAUUGGAGAUGAACAAUUGGAACGUAGAAGUGGAUCAUCUGGCCAUUUACAUCGCAACAAUUUGGCACCAGUUUCUAUGCAAUGGGCCAUUCGUAAUCGUGAGUCAAGUACGCGUACUGCAGGCUUACGAGUGACUGGUGGCAGUAAUUUGGUUUUUAUCGAUCCCGUAUCUUUGAGACGUACUACUGCUACAUCUGCCGUUGCAGCUGCACAAGAACCUAUAACUAUGGGAACAACUGCAAGUUGUUUGGCACGAGCAUUUGGAAUUGUAAUUCGACAGAUUGCCGAUCUGUUAGUUAUGAUGCAAGAUUACAAAACAUUGGCUCCUACUUUACCACGAUUAAUGGAAAUUACUUUCCAAGAUGCAUUGAACUUACAGUUAUAUUUAGAAGCACAUUUGAAACCUACGUGGGAUUGGCUUUUAACAGUUAUGGAUGCUACCGAAGCACAAUUAAGGUUUGGAGUGUCUUUAACGCGUAGCGCUGAUCCAACACAUCCUGAACAUCCACUUAAUAAUGCUCCUUCACUUUCUGGCGGUAAUUUCACUGGAUUAUUGAGUUCAGCAGCUCUCUCUUUGACAUUACAAGGAAAUGCAAAUCGAAACCAACGCAGUGGUAUUGCAACAAGCUCCAAUAUUUCUGCUCCUCAAGCUUCGACAAGACUUACUGUUGGUUUUGCUGGUGUUAGUGAACCUGCUAGGAAUAGCAGAGAACGUGAAGGUGGUGAUUUGCAUUCUGCUAGACGAGAGUUUUUAUCUUACUGUUUAUCAUUGAUGCGAGCUCAUAAUGGAGAACACAGAGACAGUUUACCGGUUCUAGAUGUUUCCGCGUUAAGACACGUUGCAUAUGUAUUCGAUGCUCUCGUAUAUUAUAUGCGUUGUCUUUCUGAACCAUUAACAUCAAGAGGCGAAGCGCAAAAAGAGUCAUCAAAUUAUUCGACAUGGAACGAUCAAGAUGAAAAUGAUAAUGAUGAAGGAGAGGAAUAUAAUUCUCCAGCACCUACUGCAUUAGAAACCGAUUCUGUGGACUAUCCAGAUUUACUUCAAGUUCCCAUAUGCGGGUCUGGAAAUAACAGUAAUUCUACACCUAAAGGAAGAAAACAUCCUUUCUUCCAAAGAUCAGAUUCUACCUUAUGCCUUGGUUGCCCGCCUCUCGAUCCAUUUGACACAGUUAUGAGCGAAGCAUUACCAUUAGCUGAUCAGCCGCAUUUAUUGCAGCCACAUUCAAGGCGUGAGGAUCUCUUUGGCAUCCCACGACAGCCGACAGGCGCUGCCAACCAAAAUCCAUUAGCAGGUUUGCCUACAAGGCUCGGUCUCUCCGCACGUGGUGCUGACAAUCAAAAUAGUUUGUCAUCUCCUACAUUCAGUCAAAUCAUUCCUGGAGCUACAUUUGUUCCUUCAGAAAUAAGACGACCAUCUGCCUCUACCGGAGAUUCAGGAUCUACAAAAUUUGCUGAAAAGCCUAAAUCAUUUCAUCAUGUAAAUGAAGGUCCAACGCCUAUGGUGACAGAACAAAUUGACAGAGCUCCUAUUAUAGUAUCUACCAAUAAUCAGAAUGAUUCUGGAAAUAACAAGGGUAAAGAUGUGUGUAAAACAAAUAGAAGUGUUAUAGUUAGAGCUGGAACUAUAUCCGAAACAAGUCUGAACAAAGCUACUGCUCCUGAAGUACUAGUUGUUCCAACGGUCGAAAAUCAAAAUGUCUCUGAGGAAGUUGAUCCCGCAGUAACGAGUCAUGAAAUCUCUGCGCAUGAAACAGUAGAAACAAGUCCAGUGGAAUCUGCUAGAACUAUUUCAACUAUUGGGACAAACAUUUCACAUAAUAUUCUAUUAGGACGAUGGAGAUUAUCAUUGGAUUUAUUUGGUCGAGUUUUUAUGGAAGAUGUUGGUUUAGAAGCAGGAUCAGUUGUAUCCGAACUUGGUGGUUUCUCUGUAAAGGAAGCUAAAUUCCGAAGGAAUAUGGAAAAACUUAGAAAUUCCCAACAAAAAGAUAUUACUUUGUCGAAGAUUGAACGUGACAGAACCCAAUUAUUGGUGCAAACGAUGAAAGAGUUAAACACACAAUACAAUUUGUAUAAUAAAAGAACUUCUAAUGCUCCACCUUUGGCAGUAAAUCGAGUAAAAGUAACAUUUAAAGAUGAGCCAGGUGAAGGUUCAGGUGUUGCUAGAAGCUUUUAUACUGCAAUAGCCGAGGCGUUGCUUGCAAAUGAAAAACUUCCAAAUCUUGAAGCAGCACAGGUUGGCUCAAAAUAUACACAAUAUAACGUCUUACAAAAAUUGAAAAGCAGAGAUCGCGAUCGUGAUCUUAGAAGACAGAAUCCUAGAUCCUCCGGAAAAUGUCGUGAAACACGUAAAGCAUUAUCUUUCGAAGCUCGUUCCUUUCAUCCUUCAAGUUCCGUGGAAGGAAAUAAUGCUUCAGGAUCUGGUAGCUCAUCAUCCAAUACUCAUCCUUUGCCAGCCAGUCAUCCAAACAAUGAUCAUUUGACAAUGCAUCAACAACAACUUGGUGAUAGACUAUAUCCUAAAGUACAUGCAUUACGACCGGCAUUAGCAGAAAAAAUAACUGGGAUGUUACUUGAAUUAUCUCCUGCACAAUUAUUGAUGCUCCUGGCUUCAGAAGAUGCAUUAAGACAAAAAGUAGAAGAAGCAUUUGAGUUAAUUCAUAGCCAUAAUCAAGAUUUAACUAGCGAAGCACUUUUAGAUCUUGAUGUAUUCAGUUUAACCGAACGUUGUGCAGCUAAUAAGAAAAAGAUAGAGAAUAAUAUUAUGGAUGAUGGAGACGAUAACGCUCCUCUUUUCUAUUCACCUGAUAAAAGAGGCUUUUAUACACCUAGACAAGGUAGAGCCAGUUAUGAACGACUAAAUGCUUUCAGAAAUGUAGGCAGGUUGAUAGGCUUAUGUUUAUUACAAAACGAGUUGUGUCCAAUAUUUUUAAAUCGUCACGUUAUUAAGUAUAUUUUAGCAAGGCCGAUACGUUUCCAUGACCUUGCAUUUUUUGAUUCUGUGAUUUACGAAAGUUUAAGACAACUCGUCAUCGAUGCUGAAACUAAAGACAGCAAUAGUUUAUUCUCCGCACUGGAUCUUACUUUCAGCAUUGAUUUAUGUCCUGAAGAAGGUGGUGGCUCGAUCGAACUUAUAUCAAGUGGUCGGGACAUAGAAGUUACAGCAAGUAAUGUAUAUGAUUAUGUACGAAAAUAUGCGGAAGUCCGUAUGAUAAAGGUACAAGAGAAGGCCUUGCAUGCAAUGCGAGAAGGAGUAUUUGAUGUUUUACCAGAGGGAGCAUUGGAUGGCUUAACGUCUGAAGAUUUAAGACUGCUUUUAAAUGGAGUUGGUGACAUUAAUGUAUCAGUUUUGAUAUCAUAUACAUCGUUUAACGAUGAAUCUGGAGAAGCCACGGAAAAAUUAGUAAAGUUUAAGCGAUGGUUAUGGUCCAUUGUUGAAAAAAUGUCACAUGUCGAACGACAGGACUUGGUAUAUUUUUGGACAGGGUCUCCUGCAUUACCAGCGAGCGAAGACGGUUUUCAACCAAUGCCAAGUGUUACGAUUCGACCAGCCGACGAUGCUCAUCUACCAACUGCAAAUACAUGUAUUUCUCGCCUAUACGUUCCAUUGUACAGCUCUCGUCACGUUUUACGGCAUAAGCUACUUCUUGCUAUCAAAACAAAGAACUUUGGAUUUGUAUGAAUCUGUCGAGUGAUCAUCAUGCACACUUGCUCCAAGAGAAAAAGUCACAUACUGAUAUUGACAUAAGAAAAUGGUUAUGUGUUGUUUUUCUUUCUUUCAUAGAAAAAUUUAUAACAUUUAUAAAUUUAUAAGGUGUAAUUAUGAAUUAUGAUUUCCCUUAUCAUAAAGUGGUCUUCGUCUUGAUAAGGAUUUAUGUUAAAGUGUCAUAUUUAGUCUUUAUAGUGGUCCAAUAAACUUUCCCAAAAUUAUGUUGUGCUAAUCAAUCAAGUAACCUGUAUUUUCAAAGAAGUAUUAUCACAUUCUAUAGGCUAUGUAUAAUAUAUUAACAUUACAUUUACUUAAAUCGUGUAAUAUAAAUCUUUUGGCUCGUUAUCACGUAUAAUUUCCUCUUUUGCUUUUUACGAUAAAAGCACGUUGAAGACUUUUAAGAAAUUCUAAUGAUCGUACAAUGAAAAAAUUUUUUUAUUAGGCUCAUAUAAGAUGUAACAUAAAAUGACAGAAAAUUGCGAGUUUUCAGAUGCACACCAUAAGAGUUUCUUGGACACUUGUUUGUUGUUAAAUAUAAUACAUAUCAGUUUAAAAACGAGACUAUGACACGAGUAUCGAAAUAUAAACUAUGCGAUUUGACAUCCAUGAUACUAAAAUUUAAAAUGUGUCGUGCCAAGAUUUACCUUAUAAAAUGCAAUGUAAAAAUCAUUAGAUAACUAAAAUAUGUAAUAGGAACAAUACUUUCAAAUGCUUUUUGGCAUUAUAAUGUUUAAGAAAAUACAGAACGGUACACUACAAGAUCCUCAAGUGUGAUGUAAACCAAAUGAAAAUUUUAUUUUAUUGACAUAAUUUCAGCUGUAAUCGACGUAAUUUUUUAAUUUCGAUAUUUAAAUCUUAACAAUAAUCCAAACCACUCAAAAUUUAGUUUCUUUUUAAACUAUUACAUUGACUGUGUUAAUGACUCGAUCAUCCAAAUUAGCCAAAUAUUAAAAUAAUAUUAAGGAUGUCUAGCUGCCUAUUUCGUAUCGUUAAAUAUCUUCUUUUAACACGUUCAAAAUCUUCAAUUCUAUCGUAAAACAAUAUCAACUCUGGUUAUGUAUGCUGUUUAGUCCUGGCAUGCAUUCAUAUACGUCUUUGCUUGUGUCUAGGAUCGCAACAAUGUUUUUCCAAAACGGUUGACCAUUUUGAAAGAAAAAUUCAAUGUACAGUUUUAAAUAUAUUUCCUAAUCAAUAAACUGAAAUAGUAAAAAAUAA